This is a messenger RNA of Gossypium raimondii (Peruvian cotton), 2063 nucleotides long. Its product is annotated as serine/threonine-protein kinase PEPKR2. The record is from RefSeq and is a predicted model, not a curated record. Gene Ontology annotation, biological process: protein autophosphorylation; peptidyl-serine phosphorylation; intracellular signal transduction. Gene Ontology annotation, cellular component: nucleus; cytoplasm. Gene Ontology annotation, molecular function: calcium-dependent protein serine/threonine kinase activity; ATP binding; calmodulin binding. The transcript has 4 exons. Lineage: Eukaryota; Viridiplantae; Streptophyta; Magnoliopsida; Malvales; Malvaceae. The coding region runs from base 337 to 1746 and encodes 469 amino acids.
UAAAAAAAAAAAUCACCCCGAAAUCUCUUGGCCCGGAAAUUUCUAGGUUUUCCGAUUUGAUCCUCCGAUUUUCUCUCCCGGGGUUUUCCCAAUUAUAAUACUUAUAUCUGGUUUCACUGAUUCUUCUUCCCUUCUUACUUUCUUUCAUUCUCUCUUUACCAUUUUUCAACCGAGGUCCCCCUUCUGUUGGAAUCUGUGGCAUUUUUCGCUUUGUUUAAAGGAAAGCAGUAAAAUUGGGUAUUUCGUUGAUUAUCUUUAAUUUGUUCUCUUUCUGAAACUUCAAUGUACCGAAGAUCUAGUUUUAGAUAAGAUUGUUUACAUUGAAUAAUUGACUUGAUGAGAAAGAAGAGGAAAGGAAGUGAAACCAAUGUAUCUCCGGAGGUAACCAACAAUUUUGCACCCACUUGUGACUCUAGAUCAUCUAACAUUAGGUCCCAUUAUUCCUUAGAAGAUUAUGCAAGGAUCAAAAAAAGGUGCAAAGAAGAUGUAGAUGCUCAUCCUAUUGGUUCAUGUAAAAGUAGACUAGCCGGUGUCGCGACCGCCCCACCUUGCGGUGCAUCUUCUUUGGUUCCUCCGGGAAGAGGUCUUAAGAGGAAGAUAGGGUGUAUUGAGGUCAUUACACGAACUGGUCGGAAGAAAAAGAUUGAGGAUGAUUAUGUUAAAGGCGACCCAAUUGGACAGGGGAAAUUCGGGUUGGUUUGGUUGUGUAGGUCUAAGACUAGUGGAGUAGAGUUUGCAUGUAAAACCUUGCAUAAGGGAGAAGAGACAGUUCAUAGAGAAGUAGAGAUAAUGCAGCAUUUAUCUGGUCAUCCGGGGGUUGUGACUUUGCAGGCAGUGUAUGAGGAACCGGAUUGCUUUCAUCUUGUAAUGGAAUUGUGCUCUGGAGGUCGUUUGAUUGACCAAAUGGCAGAGGGUCAGUAUUCCGAGCAACGUGCUGCUAAUAUUUUUAAGGAUGUGAUGUUAGUCAUUAAGUAUUGUCAUGAGAUGGGAGUUGUGCAUAGAGAUAUAAAGCCUGAAAAUAUUCUCCUCACAACUUCAGGAAAGAUAAAGCUGGCAGAUUUUGGUCUUGCCAUGAGAAUCUCCAAUGGUCAGACUUUGUCUGGUUUGGCUGGAAGUCCGGCUUAUGUUGCGCCUGAAGUACUGUUGGGAAAUUAUUCCGAGAAGGUUGAUAUAUGGAGUGCUGGCGUGCUCUUACAUGCACUUUUGGUCGGUGUUCUUCCAUUUCAAGGAGAUUCCUUGAAGGAAGUGUUUGAGGCCAUCAAGAAUGUAAAGCUGGAUUUUCACUCGGGGAAGUGGGAGUCUGUAUCUAAACCCGCACGGGAUUUAUUGGCAAGAAUGCUGACGAGGGAUGUUUCAUCAAGAAUAACGGCCGAUGAAGUACUAAGGCAUCCAUGGAUAUUGUUCUAUACCGAGCACUCAUUGAAGACAUUAUACACUAAAUCGAAGUUGAAGAAUCCAGUAGAACCGUCGGUCCAAAAAUUCAAUUCUCCCAGAUCCGAGUCAAGUGCAACGAGUAUAGACAGUGGUUCUUGUAGUCAACGUCCACAUCUAGUCUUAUCGUCAAACAGUUCAAGCUGCAAGUCUGAGGAACUAGAUGAAAACGGGGUGGUGGAUGUGCUUGCAGUAGCAAUUUCCCAUGUGAGGAUAUCGGAACCAAAGAGGAGUCGACUUUGCAGUCCCCCUGGACCUAUAGAGCAGCAGUGUUCAUCUAAUUUGACUGCUAACAACCUCUGUCGAGCCUUCUGAUCCACAGCUGACACCGCUAACAUACAUGAUUAUCUCUCCACUGUCUUUUGAGCUGGGGGAUUUAGAGAGAAUUAACCCACCCUGGUUGCAAUUUUCAGUGGCCUAAAAUGAUGAUUAUGGAUGGAAACAUCAAUCCUGGUGACAAUGUUGUCAUCUUUUUCUGGCUUCAAAGCAAAUCGUGUUAACUAAAUAAUUGUACUAGCCUGGUGAGCAUUUGUCUAUAGAAUUGAUGUAAAUAGUUACUUUCAAAAUCACUUCUCAGUUGUACAGGUACUUGGUAAUGGAAAUGAAAAAGGUUUCCUUCGUUAGUGACGUAA